AAUCAUAUUUUGUUUCACUUCUGAUUUAGCAUUCUUUAUUUUAGUACUGACACAUCUGCUGUGUGAAAAAUGUAACAAUCAGAGGGCCUCUCCUCUAAGAGCACUGGGCCGCAUUAAUCAGAGUGAGGAGUGGAUUUUCACUCCCUGAUUGAAUGCAGAUGGCCUCUCAGUGGAGUGCACGCCUGUAGUUGUGUGCACAAAGAAGCGCAUGCAUGUUUGCAUAUAAAAAGCAUCUGUUUGAUUCUCCUAUUCUGGAAGUAGGAACGCUAUCUGAGCAGCUAACACAAGAUUGUGUUGGGCUGCCAUGGAGUUCACCUCACCUGAAAGGAAACCUACGUGAUCAAACCUAAAGCGUCUUCACUGGUCUCCUUCGUCAGUGAUGGCUGAAUGGAGCUGGGUGAUCUACACAGUGCUUGAGGUGCUGAUUGCAGUGACCUGCUGCCUUGGCAAUGUGUUGGUGGUGUGUGCAGUGUGCAUUGGUAUCCGGGAUUCCCUUCGUGAGCCGAUGUUUUGCUUCCUGGUGUCCCUAGCCGUGGCCGACCUGCUCGUGGGUGUGGCAGCUGUGCCCCUGGCUGUGCUAUUGGACGGCUGGGUGAGCCUGAGCCCUGACCUCUGUCUGCUGCUCAGCUGUGUUGUGCUUGUGCUCACUCAGGCCUCAGUGCUGUCGCUGCUUGCUAUCGCCGUGGACAGAUACCUCCGUCUUUACAAGCCGCUCAGAUACAAAGCCUUGGCUUCACAGAGGCAAACAUGGCUUGCAGUUUGUGCAUGCUGGACUCUUUCCUGCCUCCUUGGGUUCACCCCUCUGUUUGGCUGGAACAACUACUCCACUAAUGCACCUGGCUCAACCAACACAUCCAUCUCUUCCCUCUCUACUCCUCCCUGCACCUUCCUCUCAGUUAUCUCUCUCCCUUUUAUGGUGUACUUUAACUUCCUGGGAUGUGUCAUGGCACCCCUGCUGGUCAUGACCCUCCUCUACACUCAGAUCUUCUGGAGCCUGCAGGGUCGUCUAAAGGAGAGCAGUCCCCAGGCACAGGCCUCUCUGCUCAGGGAGAAGAAGCUGGCCUGCUCCCUGGCUCUGGUUCUUAUUUUGUUUGCCAUCUGCUGGAUCCCCCUGCACCUGAUGAACUGUCUGCUGCUGUUUCACGGCCCUGAAGCUGUCACAAAGGGGACACUCUAUGCAGGAAUUCUCCUGUCCCAUGCCAACUCAGCAGUCAACCCUGUGGUUUAUGCUUAUCGGAUCCCAAAGAUCCAACAGGCCUACAGCCAAAUAUGGAGGCGCCUCCUCAUAUAUAUAAACGGUUUCAGUGGUGAUAAGCAAGUUUGUCAACAAAGGACAAGCAGCCAAGCCAAUCAGACAGAGGCGUGUGGAUCAGGAGGGAAGAGCACGCCCUAAAAAAAGAACA
Messenger RNA from Cheilinus undulatus (humphead wrasse), 1403 nucleotides. Its product is annotated as adenosine receptor A3-like. The transcript has 3 exons. Gene Ontology annotation, molecular function: G protein-coupled adenosine receptor activity. The coding region runs from base 380 to 1393 and encodes 337 amino acids. Gene Ontology annotation, cellular component: membrane; synapse; dendrite. Gene Ontology annotation, biological process: G protein-coupled adenosine receptor signaling pathway. Lineage: Eukaryota; Metazoa; Chordata; Actinopteri; Labriformes; Labridae. The record is from RefSeq and is a predicted model, not a curated record.